Poecilia latipinna (sailfin molly) is the source of this 1687-nucleotide messenger RNA. Its product is annotated as girdin-like. The coding region runs from base 585 to 1397 and encodes 270 amino acids. The record is from RefSeq and is a predicted model, not a curated record. The transcript is spliced from 2 exons. Lineage: Eukaryota; Metazoa; Chordata; Actinopteri; Cyprinodontiformes; Poeciliidae.
GGCAUGCUGCUGUUAAGCCAGGUGUCCGUUAGGCAAAGAAUGGCACAGUUCUUCAUCUCUGCAGAAACUCUUAACCUCAGAUCUAACAAAUCCACUUUCUUACCCAGUGAGCGGACAUUGGCCAGAAAGAGAGUCGGAAUUGGUGGCUUCCUAGGCAUCAGCUGGGUCAACACGCCCACCCAUUUCCCCUUCUUCUGUUUUCAGGCACAAUGUUUCCUUUUGACAGUUGGUCCUCGCACCCUGCUGUCCAGUCCAUUGUCCUCAAGAGCUGCUGUCUCCCAAGUGCGGAUUUCAGCCUUGGUGAUAUAUUACCAGCUGAACUGUCUGCAAUGGCCAUCAGCUAAGCCGAGCUGCAUUCAGCCUUAAAGUUUGUUUUCAUUCAAACUUCAGUAGUUUUCUAGUUGUUCUGUUGAGGUAGUGACAUCAGUUUGUGACAUCACGCAAAUUGAUGUCACAAAGAGAAUUGUCUCCUAACAAGAGAUUGAAUAUGAAAGCUUUUCAAGAUAAAAAGGCAAUUCCUAACAAAUAAAUAAAGGAAAACAUUGAACAGUUUUUGAAAUUUGUCCAGACUUAAAGGAUCAAGAAUGAAUGAGAGCAGUAAGGCGUCGUCUUCUCAUUCGAAUGAAUCACAACUGACCUUGGCUAGAGAGACAGACAAGCUCGAAGGCAUCUUGAAAGAAGUCAGCAUAACAUCUAUUGAGAGACAAACUCUGAUUAAAGCAGCUGAGGAGCUGAAGAUUCACGUUACGAACAUAGAACAAGCAGCACGUGAAAAAGACGAGCUGCUUCGGGAAAAAGAUGAGGAAUUAAAAAAACUGUUUGAAGUAAACGGAACUCUAAAGGAGAACAACACCACCUUGGAGCUGAUAAAUGUCGCACUGGAGCAGGAGAACACCGUCUUGGAACAGGAGAACAAUGCCCUGGAGGAGGAGAACAUUGCCCUGAAGCUGAAAAACACCACCCUGGAGCAGAAAAGCACCGUCUUGGAGCAAAUAAGCACCAUCUUGGAGCAGAAAAGCACCACCUUGGAGCAGAGAAACACCACUUUGGAGCAGAGAAGCAUCACCUUGGAGCAGAAAAGCGAUGCCCUGGAGCGAGACAACAAUGCCUUGGAGGAGAUAAACACCGAACUGGAGGAAGAUUACAACGAACUGCUGGAGGAGAACAACAUCGUCAGCCAGGUAAAUAACAUCUUGGAGGAGGAAAACAAUGCCCUGAAAGUGAAUCGUAUUGUCCUGCAGCAGAGAAGCCUCGCCUUUGAGCAGCAAAACUCCACCUUGGAGCGUACAAAUACUGAUCUGCAGCUUGAAGUGGAACAGCUGAACCAAAGGCUGAGGGACAGAGAGGAGCAGCAGAACCAGCAGCCAUCUGAAGAGGAAACCCACGAAGACAACUAGUCGGUUUCAGACCAGCCACAGGAGCUGCCAUCUAUAUUCAGACAUGUGGUCAGAGGCUUCACCGAUACACUUCUGAAAAUGUUCGAAACAGACAAUCUGAGGUACUGGGAGCUUGACACUUGGGGGUUGAUGGUGGAAGAGCUAAUCGCUUGAAAGAUGUUGGCAGGAGAGCUUGAGGCCCGCAGAACUGCGGAGGUAUGGGAACUUGAUGCCAUCGAACUCGAGUCUUCCCUCACCACCAGACAAUCAGACUCUAAUCUCCUUUGUCGCCAGGUAAUCAGACACUUAUU